AUGCUUAAGAUAAUAGUUAACCGUAGAUUAGCCUAUAGCCAAGUUGGCUGGCUGCUCUCGCCCGCGCGGCGUCGUGCAUCCAGCUACAUUACACUCCCCGAUGCUAACCUCCGUGGCAAGUGGAUCGUUAUCACAGGUGGGAACAAUGGCAUUGGCAGGGAAGCCGUCCUACGGUUCGCAUCGUGUGGAGCAAGUAUCGUUCUUGGAUGUCGCCAGCCUCCUCCCCACGAGAAGCACCCAGACGUCACAGUGGCAGACUGCAUAGCCGCAGCCCGGUCAGCGGGCCAUGAAUCGUCGAAAAUCGAAUGGUGGCCCUGUGAUAUGGCUGAUUUGUCUACUGUCGAGGCAUUUGCAAAACGCUGGCUGUCUACUGGUCAUGUUCUCGAUAUUCUUGCUAACAAUGCUGGCAUGGGUAAAACAGCGAGUGGCAAACUCACCAAAACUAAAGAUGGAUUCGAGCUUGUCCACCAGGUCAACUUCCUCGCACACGUCUACCUUACCAUGCACAUCCUCCCAUCACUUGCCCGCGCCGAAGAUCCCCGCAUUGUGUGCACAACUUCCUGCAUGCAAUAUUACGGGACCUUUAACUUCUCGAACGCAAACACUACCGCAGACCCGCGCUCCUACUCCCACAGCAAGCUCUACUUUCAGACCUGGCUCACAGAGCUGCAAUCCCAACUCUCCUCCACUCCCACCCUUUGCCACGUCGCCAUCAACGGCAUCCACCCAGGAUACGUGAACACAGGGAUCUGGACACCUCUCCAGGGUGGCACGGAGGUGAAGCCUUUGAAAUUUCUGGAUAGGCUGUUAAAUAGGGUUGUUAGUGUCUUCGGCGUCGAUGCGGAACAGGGCGGUCUCGCGAUUGUGAGGGCGGCAACGGCGAAGGCGUGCGCCACUGUGAAGAGGGGAGGGGAGGGCGGUGGGAGGUAUUUUAAUAGGAUCUGGCCUGCAGAGCCGAUGCCUCAGACAACCUCUCCGGUGUGUAGGCAACUAAUUUGGGAUUUUGUGGAUGGAGAGCUACACUUGAAGGAAAAGGGAUUGUUAGAUAUAUUCAAUAUCGAAUGAGGUACUGGUUAAGUCCUUCUAAUUGUGUAUGGACAGAGG
Amorphotheca resinae ATCC 22711 is the source of this 1104-nucleotide messenger RNA. RefSeq lists its product as hypothetical. Bases 1 to 1065 code for a protein of 354 amino acids. Lineage: Eukaryota; Fungi; Ascomycota; Leotiomycetes; Helotiales; Amorphothecaceae. The record is from RefSeq and is a predicted model, not a curated record. The transcript is spliced from 3 exons.